CUAUCAGCCAAUAUAACGAAGUAAGUCCUAAAGGGCCUGGCAAUUAUGUUGCUUUGAUUGCUCAGAGAGGUAGAAUGGAAGGGUUUAUUGUCUAUGAUUAUCAAGAUCGAUUUCAAGAAGCAAUAUUUGACCUUUCAAAAUGGUUGCAGCAAGGAAAGCUUAAGAGAAGAGAUUACAUAGUAGAAGGUUUAGAAAAUGCACCCCAAGCAUUAUUAAGACUAUUUAAAGGUGAGAAUACUGGUAAAAUGUUGAUUAAAAUUGCCGACGAAAAUGAAAACGUCAGAAGCAAACUUUAA
Messenger RNA from Racocetra persica, 296 nucleotides. NCBI's taxonomy places the organism in Eukaryota, Fungi, Glomeromycota, Glomeromycetes, Diversisporales, Gigasporaceae. The record is from the annotation of a GenBank genome assembly.